Molecule: messenger RNA, 489 nt
Organism: Prorocentrum cordatum
Lineage: Eukaryota; Dinophyceae; Prorocentrales; Prorocentraceae
Source: the annotation of a GenBank genome assembly
GUGAAAGUGCACGAGCUCGGCAUAUCCCGGAUCAUGUGCGUGGCCAACGAGUCGUUCUUCUUCACGCUGUCCCACGACCACAGGUUCAAGACGGUGGAUUGCCUGAGCUUCCAGGUCGUCUUCGAGACCAGCGACCAGUGCGGCGAGAUGUUCACCUGCCUGUCGUGGGACUCCGCGUGCCAGGAAGCCAUCUGCGCGGACAACGGGGGCAACAUCGGUUUCUUCAACCUCUAUACGGAGAGUUGCGUGAGCUGGAGGAGCCUCUCCGGCGACCCGAUCGUGCACAUGAGCUACGACCCCUCGACGCGCCGCCUGCUGCUGCUCUCCCCCACCCUUCUCCGCGUGUUCGAGGCGGCCCCCGGGGGCGACCGCAUCGAUGUGGUCCGUGGUGUCAAGCUCACGGAGUUCAACGAGCACACCGGGCCUGUAGUGGCGAUGCAUUCCAGGCCGAACCAGCACGGUGGGUUCCUGUACACCGCCGCAAUGGAC